CGCCUCUCGCGGCGGGCGAGAUGGGCCUGCUCAGGCGGCGCGACAAGACGAGCGACUCUGGCUACGCGGACGGCCGGCUCUGCCUGAUGGGUAACUUGCUCCAGUUCCACCCCGACGAGCCGCAGCGGCUGAUCCACUGCAACUGCAAGAAGCAGGCCGCCUGGCAGUACACACACGUCACGCUGCCCGAGCUCGUCACGAAGAGCAUCGCGCGCGCGCGCGACGCCGCGCUCAACCGCUCGAUCAACCUCGCCGUCGUGCGCGGCGUGGCGAUGCAGCUGCGCUCGGGCAACGCGACGCCGCUGCAGGACGCCCUCGAGCUGGGCGUGCAGCAACACUUCUUUGCGCGCCAGUGCGUCGCUACGGUCGAGACGAUCGAGGAGGCCUUGUCGCGCCUCCCCGCCGCAAAGGGCGCGUCUUCCUUCUGCGAGCAGUUUGGGCUGCGCUGCCCGCGCCCGUCGCCGUGGGAUCGCGUCAGCCGCGGGCCGACCGCCGCGCGAGGCCCCUUCUCCCCGCGAGGGCUCCGGCGGCAGGCCAACGGCACCGGCCCGGCCCGCGGUGGUGCCGGCGGAGAGAGGGCGGCGGCGAAUCGGAGCACGUUUGGGGGGAGGGGGAGGGGGAGGGCGGGGCGAUUCUCCCGCGGCGCCUUUGCGGGCCCUGAGUAAGUGUACCAGUACACGGCUCUAGAGCGUAAGAUUCUACAGAAAAAAUGUAUACCUA
Molecule: messenger RNA, 720 nt
Organism: Emiliania huxleyi CCMP1516
Lineage: Eukaryota; Haptophyta; Isochrysidales; Noelaerhabdaceae
Exons: 1
Coding region: 21-665 (214 amino acids)
Source: RefSeq, a predicted model, not a curated record